Messenger RNA from Symbiodinium necroappetens, 351 nucleotides. Lineage: Eukaryota; Dinophyceae; Suessiales; Symbiodiniaceae. The record is from the annotation of a GenBank genome assembly.
AUGGAGUACAUCUUGAAGGAGCAUGGAGGAAGGCUGCCUGUUCACAUCAAGGCCGUCCCCGAAGGCAUGGUUAUCCCCACAAAGACUGCUUUGUUCACCCUUGUCAACACUGAUCCCAAAUGCUUCUGGCUGACUAACUUCUUGGAGACGUUGCUGGUGCAGGUUUGGUGCCCGAUGACCGUCUGCACACAAAGCCGAGUUCAGAAGAUCUUCAUCGCCAAACACUUGGAGGAGACGGGAAACACAGACUGGACGAUCCCCAGUGGCGUCUGCUUCAAACUGCAUGACUUCGGCUUCCGCGGAGUUUCCUCCGUUGAGUCUGCGGCAAUUGGUGGAUGUGCCACCUGGUGA